AUGCCUUCGUGGGCGCCUCUCACCGAGGAACAGCUACAACAAAGGCGAGUUGUCAGCGUCAACGCCGAGACCGUCACCAACACUGCAUCGACCGAUAUACCCGGUCACUAUGGCCCUGCACAAGACGACUCGUGGGAUCUGGAGCGCUUCAAGAAGGACCUAAAGGUGCACUUUCACCAAAACAAGCCAUACGACGCAGCAUUCAGCCUGGUGGGCGUCGAUUCAAGCAUCGCGAACGCUUUCCGCCGAAUACUGCUUUCCGAACUACCAACACUUGCGAUCGAGGAUGUCUUCAUCUUCGACAACACCAGCAUCAUCCAGGAUGAGGUUCUCGCGCACAGAUUAGGCCUGAUACCUCUGACAGGCGGACAUGAGGGCCUGAGGUGGAUGCGCUGGUAUAAGAAGCCUCCGCCAAAGGAUGACUACGCUGCACAAGCGGCAUAUGAGGCAGAGCAGCACGAAGGAGGGGCAGAUAUUGGAGCCAGCACGCCGAGUGACUACAAUACAGUCGUCAUGACACUCAAUGUCACAUGUCGGUGGGCGACUAUGGAAGAAGACGGACGAGACGGACAUAAGUUGGCCAAAGAUGGAAGCACAGAUCCGAACGAGAGAUACGUCAACAGCAACGUCUAUGCUAGCCAACUCGUGUUUGAGCCGCAAGGGAAUCACCAACCCAAGCUGUUUGCGGGAGAAGAUGCGAUACGACCUGUGAACCCCGAUAUUCUGAUCGCGAAGCUACGGCCAGGACAGACGAUUCACGUGCGGUGUCACUGCAUCAAGGGCAUCGGCGCGGAUCAUGCCAAGUUUUCCCCUGUCGCAACGGCGUCAUAUCGCCUGUUACCCGACAUCAAAAUCACAAAACCAAUCACGGGUGCGUCGGCGAAGUCGUUCCAGAAGUGCUUCCCUCGAGGCGUCAUCGGGCUAGAAGACGAUCCGGAUUCAGGCGAGAAGAAAGCUGUCGUUGCCGACCCGUUCAAGGACACAGUGAGCCGGGAAUGCUUGAGGUAUGACGAGUUCAAGGACAAGGUCAAGCUGGGGCGGAUACGGGAUCACUUCAUCUUCAGCAUUGAGAGCAGUGGUCAAUUUGAGAGCGACGAGCUCUUCAUCGACAGCAUACGGCUACUCAAGAGCAAGGCCGAGACCUUUAAGCGACAUCUGGCCAAUUUGAACGAGGGCAAUUGA
Molecule: messenger RNA, 1182 nt
Organism: Lecanosticta acicola
Lineage: Eukaryota; Fungi; Ascomycota; Dothideomycetes; Mycosphaerellales; Mycosphaerellaceae
Source: the annotation of a GenBank genome assembly